Molecule: messenger RNA, 3483 nt
Organism: Oncorhynchus tshawytscha (Chinook salmon)
Lineage: Eukaryota; Metazoa; Chordata; Actinopteri; Salmoniformes; Salmonidae
Product: dysbindin
Exons: 5
Coding region: 123-800 (225 amino acids)
Biological process (GO): regulation of synaptic vesicle exocytosis; platelet dense granule organization; neuron projection development
Cellular component (GO): cytoplasm; synaptic vesicle membrane; plasma membrane
Source: RefSeq, a predicted model, not a curated record
AGCCUGCAGGCAACAGCUCGACCCUUUCAGACAGCCAGUGUGGGGGAGAACGUUGCUGCCGUACUCCUCCCAUCCUGCCCUCCUCUCCCUUUCCUCUGGCUCUGAUCUACAACACCGCUGGGAUGUCUUCUUCUCCAGGAUCCAUGGACGGCAGCCAGAGGAAUAGCUCGGAUAAGGUGCCACCCCAGGUGAACGAGGCGGAGCCUGCCCAGGUUAAGUUAAAGGAGGUGGAUCCUCCCCAGGUGAAGCCAAAGGAGGUGGAGUCUAGCCAGUUUAAGCUGAAGGAGGUGGAGCCUGCCCUGGUGAAUCUGAAGGAGAGGCAGAAGUUCUUUGAAGAGGCAUUCCAGCAAGACAUGGACCAGUACCAGUCCACCGGCUACCUGCAGAUCAGUGAGAGGAGAGGGCCAAUAGGCAGCUUUUCAUCCAUGGAGGUGAACGUAGACAUGCUGGAGCAGAUGGACCUGACGGACAUGUCCGACCAUGAGAGCCUUGACGUCUUCCUCCACUCUGGGGGAGAGGACAACAGCGUUGCCUCGCCCAUGCUGGGUCCAGACGUGGAGUCGUUAACCACAGAGAUCACACUGCAGGUUCCCACCCAGGCUGAGCUAAGACACACACUCUCCUCCCUUUCAUCCACUGACAGGCAGGACACCAAGGCCAGGGAGGAUGAAGGGGGUAGGGAGGACCACAUCUACUGUACUGCCGGGGUGCAAUCAUACGAAACAGAGGUUCCCCCCAACAUAGGCCUAGCAGGGAGGCCACUGCUCCAGCCACCCAGAAACCAGACACUUAAACACUGAGGACAGCAGCUCACAGGCCACGUAAGGGCCAGGGUAGAAGCGAAGACACUGAAUGGCCCAAAACCCUGCGAGGACUGGUUACGAUGCAUGGAAGAAGAGAUGCAUCAUUUAUGUUCACUGUAUUUUCAUCCGUUUUGUAAAUAACUAAUUCCAUGUUGAACAUUGUGGUUACAGUAUUAUUCCCCCCACAUCUCUUGACUUGGUAAUAAACAUUUCACCCCCUUGUACUGCCAUUUCUCAUACUGAUCCCUUAGUGCCAUUUCAGAAUGAAAUGAAACUGGAAUAGAACGACAAUGUUCCAUAGUCCCGCUCCACUAGUCUGUUGAUUUAUAACCCAGCCUGAACCUUUUGAACACAGGGACAGCUGACCGGCGCCACCGCAGACGAGCGCUACGUACAUUCACGGUUUCUUUUCAUUACUAGAGGCCAUUGCACACACCUGAAUAUGUUUUCAGAACAUGAUUAUAUUAUACAGCUGCUUGAAGCGCCAGCACUGCCUGCUAAUGGCUCACAGGUGUGGGUGAUUGGCAGGUUAUUGCAGAGUGAGAGGUGGACUAAGUAUCCUCUCGGUCUGGUUGAGUCUUAACAGUGUUGGUUUGACACCUUUUUGUUAUUACACCUUUUAGAUAUUUCCAUUUUUGCUAUCACCAUUUGAACUUAAAUGGGUCUGGUAGGGCUGGCCGUCUAGAGUGUCAGGACAGAACUCGCCCUGGACCCUGGUAAGUACACUGUUUCCUGGGUACAUUAAAGACAUCUGUCCGCUUACCCUUGUUUGACACUGAAUGCAGACACUUGUAUCAGGCUUGGACCCCUAGACAUGGAGUAUACUUAUUUGUAGAAUGGCUAACUAGUUUCAUAAUAUGACAGCUUCAGAACACCACAACGACAGACACGCAGGUUCAAAAGAAAAGACAGUGAAUUGUCUGUACGUUUUUAUUAAACCUUUAGUACAAACUGCAAAAGUAAAAAACUGGCAAUAUAACCAACAUGAACUCUUUCCAAGUGGAAGGAAAGAUGGAGACGCAGUGCUAAUAAAUUAACUUGCCAGACCGUGAGCAAUAGUUUAUACUGUAGAAAAAGAAAAUUGCAAAGAAAUCUGAAUAAAAUACAUUGUAAGGCCAUAAAAACUUAACCACUUUUGUUGAAAACGACCGACUUGGUUUUCAUUAAAUAUUCCUAAAACAGUUCAGUCUUCUGUAAAGGACAACAACCACCAACAAACUGGAUAAUAGAAUCACCUUGUCAGCCACCACUGGCAAGCUCAGUGCAACAUGAGGAGCUACUACAUUGUUGAAUUUUCAGUACAUUUGUGUGAACAUAUGUUCCCUUUUCUUUAAAAAAGUAAAGCUAAAAGGAAAAAAAAAUGUUUAAAAAAACUAGGGGGCCAUAGCUACUCCAUAUCUUUGUCUUAGUGAUGUAAGCAGCACUUAAAAUGUAUACACGUAACCAGAGCAACCCUGUAAGCAUCAAACUCACACAGAUGAAGAAACUGAAACGUAAGGCUUUUCUUCAUCAAGCACUUCCUCCCUUGCUUCCUGUAAUACCUUUAAAAUGGUAUCAUUUUCCUUCCUUCACCCCAGAAAAGGCUUGAGUAUUUAAAGACAUUUACAGGAUUAUGUACAAAAAUGUAUGUUGUGUUGGACCUUCUGCUAAAAUAAUUCAUAAUACAUCUGAAAAAAAGGGAAAAACCUCAAAUACACACCCCAAAACAACAAAAAUGUGGAUUUCCAUAUUUCACAUUUCACACCCUUUGACUAGUGACUCUACUCGCACAUUAGAACAAAAACACAAUCAAAAUAGAAAAUAAUAAAAUUAUUAAUGUUAACUGAUACAGAUGAAACAGUAGGACUGGAAGAAUGGAAUGUUAACAUGAUUGCACAUCGAGAAGAGGAGAGCCGAGAACCCUAACCCUAUGGGAGAGGAGAGCCUAGAACCCUAACCCUAUGGGAGAGGAGAGCCUAGAGGCUACCGCCCUGUGGGAGAAGGGGCUAGCAGUUAGCCAGCACCCCACCUUUCUUUUGUAUUGUUAUACAGUAAUAACCAACAGCACCAAAAACAAUGGAUCUCUUUGUUGAGUAUCAGGCACAGUUUUCACUUGCUAGCGAAGGAGGCCUCCCUCCUACUACAGAGACAGAGACCAGCGGCACCGAGGUCUGUAUUUCUGACAUACAGCCAUGGCACCGUGGUCCGUUUGACAUACAGCCACGGCAACCCAGGCUGUGUUUCUGACAUACAGCCAUGGCACCACUAGUUCCACAAGUAACAAAGAAAAAGGAAACAACGAUGACAAAAUAAACACAGAAGACUUCCUCAAAAUCUAAAAAUCAAAGCUAAAAUCCCAAAUAAAACAAGCCAGCCAAAACACAUCUGCCUUUCAAGUUCUACCUGGCGUGGGUUAGGGAGCAACAGGCCCUAAACAACAGGAGCUUCUGCAGGCAGAGGAGAAUAAAAAUAACUCAUCUUCAAAAACUAAAGAAGAGAGAACUUUGGGUUCUACUUGUGUCAUUUCAAUAAAAUGAAAAAAGGAGCACCUUCUCCACUCAUCCCUUUGUUCACAGUUGAGUGACAGAUGGCGAUGGGUCUGACUGCACACAUUCGGGGGGGGCAGUGAAAGGGGCACAACAUUUACCUGUGAACGUUUCAAUUAAUGCUAACACACCACCCCCCCCAGAAAAAAAAUCAA